This is a messenger RNA of Crotalus tigris (Tiger rattlesnake), 6153 nucleotides long. It is a transcript of the gene ZFYVE27, whose product is annotated as zinc finger FYVE-type containing 27. The transcript has 14 exons. Gene Ontology annotation, molecular function: metal ion binding. Gene Ontology annotation, cellular component: growth cone membrane; endoplasmic reticulum tubular network. Gene Ontology annotation, biological process: protein localization to plasma membrane; neuron projection development; positive regulation of axon extension. The record is from RefSeq and is a predicted model, not a curated record. Lineage: Eukaryota; Metazoa; Chordata; Lepidosauria; Squamata; Viperidae. Bases 204 to 1448 code for a protein of 414 amino acids.
UCUUGCUAGGAAGUCCGGGCGGCUGGGAGAGGGGCGAGGUCGAGUGUGGAGGCUCCGCCCCUUCUCCUGAUUUGAGAUUGGGGUGAGUGUGAAGCGGAGCAGGAUCGAGAUGCGAUGAAUUCCUAUAGUUCUCGCCAGCGCAGCAAGGACGUGCUGGAUGCGAUGCUGGCAGCUGUAAUUCAGUGCAUCUGGACGGCGUCAGUAUGCAGGUAUCAGAACGUGAUGGUGGAGUGUCCACAGGGAAUGGAUUAGACAGUGCCACAGCAUCUGAUGCCCAACAAGUUUCGCCCUCUCACUUUAAGCCUCCUUCCUUGGACCUCUUUAAUCUGGUAGUAUCUUAUAAGCAACUAGAGCUGUACCUGGAACCACUGCAGGAUGUUGCUGAAGGAGUGUGGUUCCUCCUCAGCUGGCAGAUGCCCUUCUGCUCUCUCCUUACUUGUUUGGGAGUCAACUUUCUGCUGCUUACUCUGAGUGAAGCUGCUUGGUAUGGGCUGUGUGCCCUGCUAAUCUCAGUGCCUGCCAUGCUCGGCUAUCUACAGGAAACAUGCCGUAUCCGUCUUACUGAAGAGCAGCUGGCACGCCGUAGAUAUCACAGUGUGCGGCGAGAAGAUGUGAGAAAAGUUCAGCUUUCUCGAAAUGAGGCUGUGGCUGAAGUUAAAGGAUUCUUGAUCCGAUUAGAAGCCCUCCUGAACAGGCUCUGUGGUGGCUGUGAAGCAGCUUACCGCGUCUUCUUCUGGGAGAACCGUACUGUCUCUUCCCAGUUUUAUGGGAUGCUGAUGGGCUCAGUUUGUGCCCUUUACCUGCUGCCCCUCUGCUGGAUCUUUGUUCUUCUUAAUAGUGCCCUUUUCUUUCGAAAUGUGGCAUUUUAUCAAGUAAUGCUGGACAUAAAGUCAGCUGCAGAGCAGCGCUUGGGCUUCAAAUCCAUCCCUGUGGCUCCAGAGCCUGAAGAGCUGGAUCUUGGAGAAGUGGAAGCUACUGUCUUGCCAGACUGGACACCUACCCUGACUGGGACUGAGGACCUAACUCCUGGUAGUGUGGAGGAAGCAGAGGAAGCAGAACCUGAUGAUGAAUUCAAGGAUGCAAUUGAGGAGACUCAGCUGCUUGUAAUGGAGGAAGAUGACAUCUCUCAGGGCUCAGGAGAGUUUGAGCUUGGCCUUCCUGACAACUCCUUUAUGAGCAAGAAUGAAGUGAUCCGUAGCAAGGUGUCACGGUUGACAGAACGACUGCGCAAACGCUACCCGACCAACAACCUUGGAAACUGUGCAAGUUGUUCUGCCACUUUCUCUGUCUUGAAGAAGAGGCGAAGCUGCAGUAACUGUGGGAACAGUUUUUGCUCCAGGUGCUGUUCUUUCAAAAUUCCCAAGAGCUACAUGGGGGCUACAGCCCCAGAUGCCCAGCGGGAGACUGUCUUCGUAUGUGGGCAGUGUAACCAAGCACUCACCAAGUGAGGAGCCCUUAUGGAAUCCAGUCUUUGGAUGAAUCUGCUGUGGAUCUUACACUACACUAGUUGCUACUUGAAGGGAGACAAGCAACAGCACUGCUUCUUUUCUUCCUCCCUAUACUUGUAAAAAAAAGGGAGGGCCAGCACAUGUAACCUGCUGACUGCUCUGUCUGCUCCUGCUCUCUUUCUUGAAAGCAACAGAGGAGGUUAUUGCAAUCCCGGUUGUGUGGAGGAUUCUUCAUGCACUAAACUACUGUAGGCUUCCUUCCCUUCUCCCAAUUCCAAGAGCAAACAUUAUUUCAUUUCUAGUCUGUGGCCCCAAUUUUUUUCUGGAGCUUGGCUGACAGGAGGGUUGGCUGUCCUCAUUUUUGAAAGCUCACUCUUGGCACUUGAAUUCCUCAAACCUCUCAAAGGGUUUACUAUUGCUGAGGUGCCAUCCCUUUCUUUCUGUGUGUUUGUGUGUUCUGAACUGAAGGCUGGGUCUUGUGUUCAGAUGAUGGUUAUAGUUGGCUCUGAGAGCAGGCUUUGUAGGGCCAAGAAGACCAAUUGUGGUUGUCCAAUGGUGAGGUGGCUGGAUCUACUUUUUCUGCCUGUCUCAGGUGGGGAUAGUGUUUCUCUUUUUCCACUUCCAUGCCACUGACUUUGUGUUGCUAGUUUUUAUCUAAAUCUCCCUAUCAUGGUCAGACUAGGGCAGGGGUAGGCAACCUUGGCUCUUUUAUGACUCGUGGACUUCAACUCCUAAAAUUCCUGAGCCAGCGAAGAAGGCCAGGGAUGUAGAUGACUUGACCGCUCAAGCCGAAGCAGGAUGAAAUCUGCGAAUUUUCAAAUUUCUUGCACUCUGCUUUGAGCGCUUCUGCCAUGUCCCCUGGAAUAGUGGAAUUAGAAAAUAGAGAGUUUAAUGAUUCGUCUAUCAGGGGAACGUCCAACAAGGAUGCGAAGGAGGGAGCCACACUGAAUAAGAGUUCUCUCUGAGACCCCCGGAGUGAAGAGAGAUCCCAGCUUCGCCCACUGCUUCUGCACCGUAUUGUGGAAGAAGGGGGGACAGGGAAUAUGCUUCUGCAUUACCGCCGGCUCAGGAAUUCUGGGAAUUGAAGUCCACGAGUCAUAAAAGAGCCAAGGUUGCCUACCCCUGGACUAGGGUCUGGAAAAUGUGUGCUUUUCAUCCCUGCAUUGUUAAAAGGCAGAAGCUGCUGUGGUUAACUGGGGGUUUUGCUAAUAGCAAAGCCUAGCUGAAAGUCAGGGAGUUUUCUCAGGAGGUAGAUCACUUCUACAGAAGUGGAACAUUAUUGGAUUAUUGCAGAGUAAUAUAUAUCCUACCAAUAAACAGUAUCCUUGGGUAUGAAGGCAACAUUUUCAGAGUCUGAAGUAAUUUUUAUUGCUAUGAGGACUAGAGGGUCUCUGCUAUGGAUAAAUAUUUCUGGAAGAAGAGCAUCAUUAGGCAGAUAGAACAAUGGAACAUAGGAUGCAUGGUACGGAAUAAGAAAAUGGGAGUGGUUCUUUGGGACAAUACAGGAUAUGGUGGUUUCUGCAAAACAGAUAUAUUGUGUCUAUAAUGUGCUGAGACAUGUGGGAUAAGAAAUGGAGCUUAAUAUAUGUAAUCCUAAAUGCCAAAAGGAAAUGGUUUCUGUGGAGCUGAGAGUAUCUUGGACAAUACCUUUGAGACUCAACCAUGGUGAAAUAUUGGGUAUGCCUGAUGGGAAUGUAACUGAGAAUGUCUUUUGCUUUGGGGACAUUAGGAACCUAAAUACAAAGCUUGGCUGGAAACAGAUUUAGAACACUAUGCUUUUGACUUAAUAGAUAAACUAAAUCUCCCAUUUCAGAUUGUAGACAGUUGUAUAUAUCAUCAAAGGCAUUUGGUUUUCCAGGGCUAAAAAUAUUUUCCAGGACUAGAUAGAUUCUUGCUUUAAGAUGUGAAGUGAUAGUUUAUAAAUCUUCAGGCACCCCCAACAUUUUUGAGUUGCUUGUUUCAUUUGAGGAAAGUGUUGUGGAUGCUCACAAAAUGAUUGUUGGGGUGGAGAAAGGAUUUUCCACUGACAGAAUGGCUGCUAUUCUUUGCUCCAGUCUAUUAGAAUACUAACCCCCCCCCAUUUUUCCAAGCACCCAUGAAGUACAGCAAUGUUUCCCAAACUUGACAAUUUUAAGACAUGUGGACUUCAACUCCCAGAAUUCCACAGCCAGCAAUGCUGGCUGUGGAAUUCUGGGAGUUGAAGUCCACAUGCCUUAAAAUUGUCAAGUUUGGGAAACACUGAAGUACAGUAUCAAAGAUGAUGCUGAAAGUUGGCAAUUUUCUUUAUAAUGCCAGCUUUCCAACUGUUGUAAUGCAUUAUUUUUUAGUAUGUAAUGUGUGGUGAAAGCAGGAGCCUAGUAGCUUCUUUGAGAGGAGUCUCUGUGCAGAGAUGGGAGGUCCCAUGAGAAACACGGCUUAUAAAUUAGAUAAAAGAUAAAACUUCUUGUUUACUUCCUGCUGUUUUUUAAAAUAACAAAAACAGUAGCGACUUUGGUGUCUGUAAAACAUCAGUCAUGUCUGAUUCACGGCCACUCUAUGUAAAACACAUUUUUGUGUAAUAUUCUCACCAAUAACACUUUCAAUUAGGCUUCAAAGUUGUUAAUUCAUAGAAGCGGUAAAUAGAUCUGUUCAUCCCAUCUGCCUAUAAGCAUUUAAAAACUAGUCAGCUGCUGGGGAAAGUUCUAUGCAAGUAACAAUACAGCAGUAACAAUAUAUUACUUCAGAUUUUGUACACCACUCAUGCAGUGUUUCUAAUAAUUUCCUGUAUGACUGGGGGAGUAUGAUUUUGUUAAAACUUGACCAAAUGAGGAAUUCCUGUCCCCCUCUCCAAACUGCACAUACACAAUUGCAUGGGAUAGAUCAAUUUACUCUAUCCUGAUAGUUGUUGCCAAAUCCUCUUGCUAAGAUAAUGUAAAGCUUUUAUCACUGUAUUUAUUAGCCUAACCCAUUUUAUUGGAAAUACAAGGAAACAGUGCUGCUAGUGCUGCUGCUGCUGCUGUCGGCCACCCCGCAGAGUCAGAGGACUUGCAGAGAAACUAAUAAUGCUGGGUGCUGAACGGGUCAGGGGUUGGGUCAGGACUGUUAUAAAGUGAGACCCUGAGGUCUUAGCCAGCCCUAGGGCAUUUUAUGUGUGGCUUAAUAACUUUUCUACAUUAAAAUUUGUAUCAUUUUGUUUUAUGACUUUCAAGUUAAAAACUUAAAGGAUCAUUUGGAAAGUAAAUUAGUUUGAUGAAGCCUGUAGUUCUCCCUUGAAUUCAAAAAUAUUCAUUCUUGGUAGAGUUGCAAAAAAAAAUAAGAGUAACUGCAAAUGAUUUUUUCCUAGGAAGUAUUUAAGCAAAGAUGGGUCUCACAUUGGCAGAUCUAUAGAUGUAAGCCCUAAAAUGAUAUAGAGGAACUAUAAAUCAAAAGAUACAAUUCAUGGGAAUGCUCAGAUUUCACUGACUGAAAAUUCUGUUUCCUGAUGGCCAGUUUUACACUUAUUCUUCAGGAUAAUGUUGGUGGAGUUUGUGAGAAAAACAUGUAGAAUGUUUUUUCUACAACUGUUCUUUGGAGAGGGUGAACUCUAACCUUUUAAAUGUGUUUGGAUUGCAUUAAGUUUGAGAGCAGAAGAAGAGGUUUUGUUGAUAAGAAUAGAUUAAGGUUCUAUCAUGAAAGUAAUUUAGGAGGCUGUUUUGAAGAAGGAUGAGACAAAAGUAGCAAUUGAUAUGGAAAGUUGAACAAAUGGAAUCCAAGAGCUGGUCAAUUCCCUUGUGUCAGCAAAACAUUUAUGCUUCCAACUUUCAAAACUGCAUUUGUGUAUGUGUUUGAGAUGAUUUUAUGAGGAAAAGACUUGAUCUAUGUCUGUAGUUGUGAAGCUUAAUUGGAGACAUUUCUUUUGUCAGUUUUUAACAAUAUUUUCAUUUUAUUUAAUUAGCAAAUAGAUACCUUCUUGCAAGGAAAAAUACAGAUUACAUUAGAAGUAAUUAAACUUGGAGAUUUAGGAACGAAAAGUUCUCAUUACUGCAAAAUAUUGUAUCUUUAGUGGCAGUCCCACAGAUUUUGGCACAACAUAAGGUCUGGGAUAAAUGGAGGAUGGGGAAUUGAAACUAAGCCACCAAUACUGUUGAUUCUGUUCCUUGUAAGGCCAUCAUAUAACCCCAAAGAAAAAUAUUUUUUAGGGGGGAAAAAAGUAAAAGAGACAUAGAUGGAUAGCAAAUUACAAUUCAGACUCAUGGAGAGUGUAUGAGAAAAUAUUCAGGGCCUGUGUGACAUAGUGCUCUUUUCCUACACAACUGAUUCUUAAGAGACAAUUUUCAAAGUAUUACUUUUUUCAAAUUCUAUCUUGUGCAAAUCACCUACCUUUCAGCUUUUUUCCUUCCCUCUCCUCCCCACCCGCCACCGUUUUUUGUUCUAAAACUUCAGAAGUGUCCAUAUUUUUACCUAUGUAAAUUCACCUGUUAUAAAUAUUUAAAAGAGUUGUGGCAACAAUGAUGGCAGAAGCAAUCUUGAUAUCCACAGUGUGGGUGUCAUGUAAGACAGCUUGCUGUAGUGGUUAAGGCACCAUGCUAGAAACCAGGAGAUUAUGAGUUCUAAUCCCACUUUAGGCAUGUGGCUUUGGACCAAGUCACUCUGGCCCAACCUGCCUUAUAGAACUGUUAUGGGAAAAUAGAAGAAACGAAUAUUAUAUAUAUUUGCCACCCUGAAAAUAAUAAAGGUGGGAUAAAAA